GGGAUCUUGACUCAUGCCUAUAAGCUGCACUCUGAUGUGGAUAAAGGUGAUGGCAAAGUGAAGUAUGUGUUAUCCGGCGAGGGUGCCACCUCCAUCUUUACCAUCGAUGAGAACACUGGAGACAUCCACGCCACGAAGCGCCUCGAUCGGGAGGCCCAGGCCUACUACACACUACAAGCUCAAGCCAUAGACCGGAAAACCAACUUACCUGUAGAGCCCAGGUCUGAGUUUGUGGUCAAGGUGCAGGACAUCAAUGACAACGAACCUAAGUUUCUUGAUGGGCCGUACCUGGCAGGGGUACCUGAGAUGUCCCCUUUAGGAACCAUGGUUGUGCAAGUGGCAGCCACAGAUGCAGAUGACCCGACAUACGGGAACAGUGCCCGGGUGGUCUACAGCAUCAUUCAUGGGCAGCCGUAUUUCUCCGUGGAGCCCAAGACAGGUGUCAUAAGGACAGCUUUGCCCAACAUGGACCGGGAGACGAGGGACCAGUACGUGCUGGUCAUUCAGGCAAAAGACAUGGUAGGACAAAUGGGCGGCCUGUCCGGGACCACCUCUGUCACGGUCAUGCUUACUGAUGUCAACGACAACCCACCGCGGUUUGCUCACAAGAGCUAUCAGUACACCGUGCUGGAGUCACUGCCGGUACAGUCUGUGGUGGCCAGGAUCAAAGCGGCAGAUGCUGAUAUCGGCUCCAACGCAGAGAUGGACUACAGGAUCAUGGACGGCGAUGGGCCCGGCAUGUUCAACAUAACAACAGACGAGGACACACAAGAGGGGGUUAUUAUACUGCAAAAGCCUCUAGAUUUUGAGACCAGAAGUGGCUUCGCUUUGAGAAUUGAGGCCACCAACAGGAACAUUGACUCCAAUUUCUUGAGCCUGGGCCCAUUUAGUGACACAACGUCCGUCAAGGUGGCUGUAGAAGACGUGAACGAGCCACCCAUCUUUUCCUCGCCAUUUUCCAUAAUGAAUGUUUCGGAGGACGCCAGAGUGGGCACCCCGAUUGGUAGAGUCUCUGCCCAUGACCCAGAUACCUCCGGAAGCACUAUCAGGUACUCCAUUGACAGGAACACGGACUUGGAACGUUUUUUUAAUGUGGAUGCUUCGAGUGGGAUCAUCAGUACAGCCAAGCCUCUGGACCGCGAAGCCAACUCCAUCCAUAAUCUCACUAUUUUAGCCAUUGAGAACUUGGACCCAAACCAGAUUGGGAAAGGCAUCGCUCUCAUCACAGUGCUGGACGUAAAUGAUAACGCCCCGGUCUUUGCAAUAGACUACGAAACGCUUCUUUGUGAAAACUCCAUGCCUGGGCAGGUGAUUCAGACCAUCAGUGCGGUGGAUAAGGACGAGCCUCAAAGCGGGCAUCGCUUUUAUUUCGCCCUGGAUGCAACCGUCGCUGGCAACAUGAACUUCACCCUGCGAGAUAACAAAGACAACACAGCAUCCAUACUGACAAAGCGAGGUGGCUUUAGGAGACGCGAGCAGCCCGUGUAUCGACUGCCAGUGUUGAUUACAGACAAUGGAAGGCCCGCCCUCAGCAGCACAAACACGCUCUCGGUGCGCGUGUGCGACUGCGACUCUGACGGUGUGGCCCUAUCUUGUGGCGCGGUGGCCUACACGGCGACUGGCCUUAGCACCGGCGCCCUCCUGGCUAUUCUGGGCUGCAUCAUCACACUGCUGGUGAUGGUCCUGCUGAUUGUGACAAUGCGCCGGAGAAGAAAGCAGCCCUUGAUUCUAGAGGAGGAGAGGGACAUCAGGGAGAACAUUGUCCGCUACGACGACGAGGGCGGGGGAGAGGAGGACACUGAGGCGUUCGACAUGGUCACCCUGCGCAACCUCAACAUCAUCAGAGACCCCUCAGUGAGGCGAGACGUCACGCCGGACACGCCCACCUUCUACCACUACACCUCGGCUUCGCCACCGUCCUACAGGUCGCUGUCUGGCAACAUGGUGUUUCGAGAGUUCAUCUGGGAGCGGCUGAAGGACGCCGAUGUGGACCCCACGGCUCCCCCGUACGACUCCCUGCAGACGUAUGCCUUCGAGGGCAGUGGUUCUGUAGCCGAGUCGCUGAGCUCACUGGAGUCGCUAAGUACAGACUCGGACCAGAACUACGACUACCUCAGCAACUGGGGGCCCCGCUUUAAAAAGCUGGCCGAUCUGUAUGGCAACAGUGACAGCAGCAGUGUGUUCUCAUAGCCCCCAAAUGUCUCCCUUAACAGUUCUGGAACUUUAAAACCUGUGAGUAAUAUAUUGUAAGAGCAAGUGGUUUUGUCUGCCUUGGUGCCGCCGAGGAAAAGAUUCAAAGACAACACACGUGAUUGAAGGAAAAACACUUUGACUUCAAAGGUUUUUUUUUUUGGUUUGUUUACCUCCCUGUAUGGGCUUUAAAAAGCGUGCCAUGGUGAGUUUUGACACUGACUUCAAAAGUGGCUUGACUGAGGAGGAAGCCUUGUGUGCAAAAGACAUUAAAGGUUUCAUAUUUUGGGCCUGAGUCCAACCGCUGACUGCAGAAUGCAUUACAUGUGGAAGCUCUUUUCUUUUUUUUCUUCUUUUUUUUUUUUUUUUACAGGGAGAAACCUGUCCUUUCAUUCCACUGAUGGGCACAGGCACAACACUCCUGCUUUGAUGCAUUCCUUUGCUAUCUCUGUGCUAAAAAAACAAAAAGUUUCUCAUGAAAGGCUGUCCCCCUGGCAGCUAAUCAGUAGUCCCUGGACUGCUCAGAUGAAAUAUAAGAACAAUUUAUGUUUGUUAGUUCAGUUCAGUUCUUUUCCUUUUUUUAUUUGCAGAAGACGGUUGAAAAUGGGCUGUAUUUUAUAAACCUUUACACCCACGGUCACUUUACUCACAGACUCAGUCAUGCCUUUUAAAGUUACUAGCCAGACUUUUUCUGUAAAUUUCAGUCAAAUUCACUUUAGAUAUUGUGUGUGAGCUAUAAUUCAAAGUUUUUCAGUUAUCCUCUUUGCUUUGGUAUUUUGUUGUAAAUUACUGCUGUAAACCACAUCACUAAAAGCGCACAUACUGUAUGCAUAGGGAUGCACCAAUCAUAGAUCUUAGCUAAAGUUGUUUUUUUUUUACAGACUUCCUACUAUGAGUUGUCAUAAAUUAUUUAUAUUGGGAGCAAACACUAGGGAUGGGUACCGAAUUCUGUACUUUUAUAGGCACCAACCGAAUCCCGUCUGUACUACCGGGUACCAAUUCACACAAACUCAAACGGUACUAUGUUUCGGAACCUAAACACUGUGAAACUGAGGGAGUUUCAUGCCGAACAAGAACACAGCAUUGCACGCACAAGAGCGCAAUGAUGUCAGGAGGCGCUGGUUCAGUCAACAAGGCAAGCAUGGCUGAUAGAAAGCGCUGAAAGGUAUGGCUCCACUUUUCAAAAUGCGCUGCAGAUUACGCUUGCUGAAAUAUUUGUGAGGCAAAGAACAAGACCAGCGGCGGUAAUACUUCUAAUCUGAGGAAGCACCUGGUCACUGCUGCCAAUUUAACAAAUUUCUCACUAUAUUUAGUGACUUUUCAGACCCAUCCAAGACCUUUUUUCAAAAAAGCAACUAGCGAAAAAUCUAGCUACUUUCUUCUGUUAUCGGUACCCGUGAAAGUAUCAGUGGUUGUGCAGUUAUUGUCUUUGGAGAACCAGACACUUCUACAAGCUUCUCCAAGCUCCCAGACUGACACACAGCUGCUGCCUUGUCUUUAAACCUGCCUUUAGUCAGGAAAGAGUGCAGAGGAAUUGUUUUAGAUGUUUUAGAAUUCAUGUAUCAUUUAAUAAGGCUAAUUUCUCGAUCCAAACAAGUUCAUAUAUUGAGAAAUAAUUGUGUUAAAUUGGAAAAUGUUUAGAUUUUAUUAUUAAACCAGUGUUUAUUACUACAUAAACACAAAAAAAAAGUAGGUACCGUUUAGUACCGAUUCAGAUGUGAAGGUACCAAUCCCUAGCAAACACAUCACCUAGUCAUUUUAACACAUUGGUUGACCAUUUUAACACCUUGACAAAAAGAUAUCUGCAAGUUUAAAAAAACUACACCAAGGUUGGGUAUAAAUUGAUGUUUAGUGAUAGAUGGGUCCUUUUCUACCUGAUAAAUGGGGUACAAAAUGAUGGAACUACAAAGGUAUUGUGAAAGGAGCAGAAUGACCCCUACCCACUGAAGUCUUAAUUUCCUUUGAAGUAGCCUGAAUAGCCAACAUGUCACACCUCUGAAAAAAUAUAGUUAGUGCCAAAAGUAAGGGUCUUUUGGUUUGGUUGUUUAUUUCUUUGUAGUAACACUGCUUUUUUGACAUACAUUUAUACCGUUCAAAAGCUUGUAUGUUUCUCCUAAAAUGAUGCCACCUUUGUAAGGAAGAUGUGUUUGUGGAUUUGCCAGCAGAGAUGAGUGUGUGGGCAGUAUCCAAAACUUGCCAAAUCCCGUCUGCCAAUCCCAAACAGCUUAUUCUUUUGACUCCUGUGUUGUGUGGUAUGUUGGGUUUAUUUAUUGAAGUUUGGAAAAACAGGAUUUGAAAACAAUUUAAAUUUUUUCCUUCUUUAAAAAACACGGGGGUUAGAUGUUCAUCAGAGAUCUCUACAAAACCACAACAGCCUAACACCACCUCGUCUCGCUGAUCAUCAGCGGUUGUAGGAUGGUGUCCUAUUUUUUAAUCCAAGUCAUAUUUCUGCUGUUUGUCGCUUUGGCAUGAACAUCACAUCCAAGCUGAUACCACAAGUGCUCCAUGGGGUUAUGGGUCAAGAUGGCGGCCAGGCUAUUUCAUCUUCUCCCCUCCUGAGUUAUGGACGUUGUUUCUGAUAAAUCCCUUUUUGUAAGGGUGAUCUUAGAGGAUAAAUAAAUAAAUAUGUUUCGUUUUACAGUCCCACAGAGGAUAAAUUUGUCUCUGUGUUUAACCCGUUUCUUAGUGAGUGGUGUACAGGGAGCAAUCUCUAGUCAAGGGUCUUGCUCAGGAACCCAGAGUGAAAGACUGAGUUUCUAACCGCCAACCUUUGGGCCCUCUCGAAGAUGCAAACGCCCGGCUCUCUAAUCAAGAUCCCCACUCCCACUUCAAAAGAGCUGGCCCCUAAGAUUGGCGACGUUAGAUUCUCGUUGUAAAAUAUCAUCUUUACAUCUCUCUGCUUUGAGAUUUCCUGCAAUAAUGCUAAGCCUUGGUUUUCACUGAGGGAUAAAGUUGUUAGUGGGUGAAACCCACACACUCAGCUUCUUAAAUAAAAAAAGGUAUCUUUCUUAAUAAAAUGGCACCAUUUGGAAAUAAAUAAAUAAGCUUCCCCACAGUUUAAAAUGAAAUGAGAGAAAGGACAACAUGGAUAAAUACAUUAUAUUCAAACACCUCACUGUUUUUUUCACUCAGUAACGACAUGACCACUGAAGAGUGACCUGGUAGCACUCAGGGAUUGGGUGUUCACAGAUCGGGACAAGAUUGUACUCCUGGUCUCCUCUGGUCACAUUUUUCUUUGCAUGCCUUCUAAUCAAAUUCAUUCCUCAGUCGGGCUUACUUGUAUUCUGUACGGCAGCAGGACCCUAUAUCUGCAGUACACAAAAGUACUGCAUGGAUUUCUGAAUAAUAUUGCAAGUAUAAAAAACAUGGAAUUCAUUUGUAAAGACGGACACAUUUUCAUCCACGAGGAGGUGCAGUGAUUCAUUCAUGCAAAAUUGUUAAAAGAACAAUCUGGUCAGUAUGUUACUAUAAAAUGGAAUUGAAACAAUGUAUCCUGCUGGUAGCUGUAUAGCUGCUGCAUUACCUGUCACUACCACCCACAAUGAUUGUCAGGUAUACUGACUUAUGAUGAACCAAAGCCUACCUGUUAGCUCUAUCAUGCUUGUUCCUGCCAGUCAAUGCCAUCACCAUGUUUCUAAUUGCUGUGCAGCCAUAAAGAGUGAAGGUGUAUAAGGGAAGGGACUUUGUAUGUUCUGUAUAAUAUAUUGGAUUAAUAUGUAUCCCAAAAAAAGCACUGUUACUGCGCUGUCAUUUGAUGUUGAAGCCCAACAAGUAUGAAAAGGUAUUUCAAGUCCCAAAAAUGGACAGUGACCAGUCAGAUGGAACAAUUCAGAAACAUGUAGAGCCUUGACAAAAGUACUCACACCCUCUGAAUAUCUAUAUAUUUUCAAGUCACAAUUACAGAUAGUGUUUUUGAAUACUGCUUUUUGCUUAAUAGACAAUAAAGUCGAUUAGAGCUGAUGGGAAGUUGGAUGAGCUCUAAGCACAGGACAAUCCUUGAAGAACAUCUGUUAAAAUCUGUAACAGACUUGAGACCGGGCGGAAGGUUUACCUUCCACCAGGAGAGCAACCCUUAAAGCAGCUCUGUUUAAGUUUUGAAACAAGUAUUACCUUAAUUUGAGAUAUAUCCAACGAUUUUCAGGUCAAUACACAGCACUUGGCACAUAUCAAUGCUCCAUGCGGGCUUCCCUUCUCAAAAUCACGCCAAUGUAACUUGAGAGGUGCGGCUCCAGCUCUGAAUGGGUCAUGUGACCUAGAGCAGCACUCUACGACACUCUGAACAACACCUAAAAACGAGAGCUAAUCUUACAUGCUUCUACUUUUCUCAUCCUCCAGUCAAAGUUCAUCAUGGCCAUGGAUAAUAUUAUAAAAUACAGUAACCACAGUUCACAAACCUGUCAGCUCUUCUUCUCUGUUUACGUUUCUUCAGCCUUUCAUAAUCAGAUGAUUUAAUCUGUACUCUGCUCCGACUUCCUCUCUCACAUCUCCUGGAGCUCCCCCUCCCUCUCCCUCUCCCUGUUUCGAUGGGAGACUGGAUAAUCUUGAGGGGUGAAUGUGGCUUUGUCUUUACAAAUAACCCUAAGACUUCUCAAAGUGGUCUGCUAUCCGAUUACGAAACACGGAGGGAUUGUGUUUUAUUUUGCCACUGCCAGUGGUCUCAGGGGUGCUAGCUCUCCUUUCAAAAUUAGAGGUACGGUGAAGUGUGUAGUCUAUGUCUACGUCCUGGUUCCUGAGCCAAUCAUAUGGGAGUUCCCAGGAUUCCCAAAACAGAGCGCAGCAUUUUGUAUUUUAUGUUUGCAAAAGAGCAGCAGCCUGCAAACAUGGAAGCCAGUAAGAGAAGUGGACCAGAAAUAGAACAUAAUGCAACCUUAUUUUACUUAUCCUGUGUAUGUAAAAAUUCAGUGGGGCUUCAUAGCAGCAACAGAGCAACGAGGAAACGGCAGAGGCUGUGUUGUUCGGAUUUUAAACACUAGGUGCCAUCAUUACUCAUUGCUCCUUUAACAGAUUUAACCUUUAACCAGAGUGAUAAUGGAUAAUAAUGGAUAAUGGAAUAAUGGAUUAGAAUGGUCCAGUCAAAGUCCAGAUCUAGAACCAGCCCAGAGACUUGAAAUUUACUAUUUACAUAUACUCUCUAUUUCAUCUCACUGGACUUGAGUUAUUUUGCGAAGAGAAAUGUGCAAAACUCUGAGUCUCAAGAUGUAGUAAAGAUCAAGUAGAGACAUUUCCCAAAUAACUUCUGGGCUGUAAUUGUACCUAAAGGUGGUUCUACAAUCUACUAACCCAGGGAGGCUGAAUGCAAAUUUACACCACACCAUUCAGGUUGUUAUUUAAAUUCAUUUUUGAAAACCAAGUCUACUUUUUAACAUACAUGCUCUAAUGUGUGUUAUUCUAUCACAUAAAAUCCCGAUAAAGUUCAUUCAAGAUGUUAAAACGUUCAAGUGACAUGAUGCAUACAAGACACUGUGCAUACAUUUGAACAAGUUUAUGUUCAUAAUUCAAUCAACGUCCUCAUCAACGUUCGCUUCAGCUUUACCAUCCACAGCAGCACCUAUCAUGGCUUGGGCAUCAUCAGAGUCCAAAUCCGGCUCAAACAGCUAAAGUUUAAAAGGUCACACCUUAAAUCUCGCUCUUUUUAUGCCAUUGCCUUGUAUUUUUCCUAAUUUGAAGUAAUCCAUACUUCAUUAAUAAGCUGCAUUUUUAUAUAUGUACAGUUAUUUCUGAAAAGAAAUACACCUCUGGCUAGUAUCUUUAACACUAUAUGACACACAGAUUCUUACAUAUAACAGUAUAACCAAGUACAGUAGUCGAUGUGUUAAGGAAGUUGUGUGAAUCAUAAAAAGAAUGACAUCCAUCAGUUUUAUAUAUCAGCAGGGUAGCAGAGAAACACAAACAUUCUCUUCUCCUGAAAGUACAUUUUGCAGAUGUCGCAGCGUAGUGUGUGUCUCAGUCCGUUUCUACUUCUACCUUUCUAUUACCAACAGUAUAAUUUCUCAGCUAUGAACAGUUGGGGUUUAGUUGGUUUGGCUUUUCUAAUAGGCAGGUGGAUCUGAUCGAAGAGCAUUGGUGAUGGAUUUGUUCGUGUCGUGCUAGAGAUUCAUGCCACCUAGACUCUAGGGAGAAAAAAAAAGUAUUUGUUUUUAAAGUGGCAGACCUCACAGAGGUCCGGUUUGUAAGUAAAUUACUUUUGCUUCUGUAGUUUGCAAAGUCAAGCAUAUAUUGUCAUUUGAAAAUUCAAUUUUUUUUUAAAAAAUGUAUGGUUUUAAUAUUGAUGGUGAAAGGACACACUGUAUGAUAAUCAUAUUGUGGCAAUUUUAUUAUUGUUUUUUUUUUUCCCCAGCUUAAACAAGACAUGUUACAACUGGGUGUGCACAUGUGCAACCGCUAUGUAUUAUUAUUUAUUUCAAAGAGGCAGAACUGUGCAAAUGAUGUUUUUAUCUUUUUGCUGAAAAUAAAGUCGACACUCGGUUCCUUAAAA
Messenger RNA from Fundulus heteroclitus (mummichog), 8665 nucleotides. RefSeq names its product cadherin-7. Gene Ontology annotation, cellular component: plasma membrane; adherens junction; catenin complex. Gene Ontology annotation, molecular function: cadherin binding; calcium ion binding. The record is from RefSeq and is a predicted model, not a curated record. Gene Ontology annotation, biological process: homophilic cell-cell adhesion; multicellular organism development; cell-cell junction assembly. The transcript is spliced from 11 exons. NCBI's taxonomy places the organism in Eukaryota, Metazoa, Chordata, Actinopteri, Cyprinodontiformes, Fundulidae. The coding region runs from base 307 to 2190 and encodes 627 amino acids.